CCCAUCACUCUCAACAUCCCAGCACACAUCAACUGCUCCUGGAACCUGGCCAUAGCCUUUCCGCCUAUCCAAGCAAGCUCUCUCUUCUUCUCAACAUUCGGUCAGGGUAUCGCAACUCGAGACAAGGACUGUCACAUCCACCAGCAUCAGCAAAAACAAGACCUCGUGCAUCUCGAAAUGUCGAAGCUUUUCAUUGGCGGCCUGGCCUGGCACACCGAAGAGGCCACUCUUCGCCAAAAGUUUGAGGAGUUUGGCGCUGUUGAGGAAGCGGUUGUUGUGAAGGAUCGAGAUACCGGCCGCAGCCGUGGCUUUGGCUUCGUGCGAUUCGUGCAAGAAGCUGAUGCCCAAGCUGCUAUUGACGCCAUGAACAAUGUCGAGUUUGACGGGCGAACCAUUCGUGUUGAUAAGGCAUCCGAUAAUGGCCCUCGAGGCGGAGGAGGAUUUGGCAAUCGUGGCAACGGCCAAUCUUACGGAGGCCGUGGUGGCUACGGAGCACCGGCAUACGGAGGAGCACCUGGUUAUGGCGCUCCAAACAUGUAUCAACAGGCCUCGUAUGGUCGUGGGUACCAACAGCAGCAGCCUCAAUAUGGCAUGCCUCCGCAAGGAUACGGUGCCCCAGCCCAGUAUGCCAACUACCAGAAUGGUCCUCAGCAGCCGCCGCAGCCUCCUCAGCAAGGCGGCGGAUCCUACUAAACAAGUCCAAUAAAGCCGCCGCAGAUUCUCAUCCAAAGUCUUCCCGUUUUCCCACAGAGAGAGGUUUAGAGCCCUUCCAGAGCCGCAAUAUCGAAGAAUAAGGACCUAGGCGUGUUCUUCUGGUUUCGCGAGCGGCAUCUUCCAGAAGUCCCAAAACGGAACAUCUAUGAGCGUUCAAGAUAUACCCCGGAUUUGUGUUUCUUUCGAUAUAUGGAUGAGCUGUUCGGCUUUUUUAUUAAGAUUGCUCGACGAGAAGCUAUUUGGAGAGGGAGGAUUUCUUUUUUCAUCUUUUUUUCACUGCCGAUAUUUUACUUGUCCCAUCUUGUGCUUUUGGAAUCCAAAAAGAAAGGGGAGUGGUUCUUGCACCAUCGUUUGUGGGAGGGACUGGCCGGGAUCACGGACUAAGGACAAGGGAGAGAUUUCUGGUAGAGAUAUCUGGGGGGAAUAUUGGAACCAUAUAUGUGGGCCACGUUUCUAAAGAGAGGCCAACUAUAAGAUUGGCGACGUUAAUGACGGGCUAUGAUUAAUAUCUAAGUCGGCCAGUGUGACAGAUGGGGCGGCAUUUCUAUCAUUAGGAGUGAGGAAAAAAAAAAGCAUUUGCGUUCAGUGCGACUCGUUGAAGUUUUCGUCCUUGUCUUUUGUGUGCCUUGUUUAUGCAACAACUUUUUCGAUCUCCUCCGCUUCUUGUGUGCUGGCGUCUUGUUUGAAAUUGGAAACGGGGUCCAGAUCUUGGGGAGCUUUCAUGGAUCCAUUGGCGGCGAGUUCAAGAGCCCUCACGCGGCGCGCAAGAUCACUAACGUGGACAUCUUCACUCUCCGGACAGAGCUCAGCCAGGGCUGUAUCGAGGCCGAAGAGAUAGUCCUUGUUCAGCCCGCUAGGGCCACGGCUGCGCAAGAUGUGCUCGGCAAGCUUCUGGGGAUCUUGAGGGCCGACAAAUUGCUCGUUAUCAGGCGUGCCAAUGUAGACGAGCGUUCGGAUGGGAGAAGAGCCGUCGGCAGGAUGGAAUGG
This is a messenger RNA of Trichoderma atroviride IMI 206040, 1701 nucleotides long. RefSeq lists its product as uncharacterized. Gene Ontology annotation, molecular function: RNA binding. The record is from RefSeq and is a predicted model, not a curated record. NCBI's taxonomy places the organism in Eukaryota, Fungi, Ascomycota, Sordariomycetes, Hypocreales, Hypocreaceae. Gene Ontology annotation, biological process: positive regulation of mRNA splicing, via spliceosome. Gene Ontology annotation, cellular component: spliceosomal complex.